This is a messenger RNA of Patella vulgata (common limpet), 1474 nucleotides long. RefSeq names its product zinc finger protein 235-like. The transcript has a single exon. Gene Ontology annotation, biological process: regulation of transcription by RNA polymerase II. The record is from RefSeq and is a predicted model, not a curated record. Gene Ontology annotation, cellular component: nucleus. Lineage: Eukaryota; Metazoa; Mollusca; Gastropoda; Patellidae. Gene Ontology annotation, molecular function: DNA-binding transcription activator activity, RNA polymerase II-specific; RNA polymerase II cis-regulatory region sequence-specific DNA binding. The coding region runs from base 77 to 1276 and encodes 399 amino acids.
UAUAAAAAUUCUCCAUCAAUGUGUUGUAUGUGAUGAGAUUUUUCAACAAUAUGAUGAUUUAGAAAAACACAAUAAGAUGCAUGUUAAAGAUGUGAAAACUGCUGAUGUAGAUGAAUAUUGUCAUAUUAAAGGAAAGAAAACUGAUGAUGUAGAUGAAUAUUGCCAUGUUAAAGAAGGGAAAACUGAUGAUGUAGAUGAAUAUUGUCAUGUUAAAGAAGAGAAAACUGAUGAUGUAGGUGAAUAUUGUCAUAUUAAAGAAGAGAAAACUGAUGAUGUUGAUGAAUAUUGUCAUAUUAAAGAAGAGAAAACUGAUGAUGUUGAUGAAUAUUGUCAUGUUAAAGAAGAGAAAACCAAUGAUGUAGAUGAAUAUUGUCAUGUUAAAGAAGAGAAAACUGAUGAUGUAGAUGAAUAUUGUCAUGUUAAAGAAGAGAAAACUGAUGAUAUAUUUGGAUAUUGGCAUGUUAAAGAAGAGAAAACUGAUGAUAUUGAAACUGUUUAUCAGUGUAAUUUGUGUGAUGAAGAAUUUAAAUUCGAAACAGAUUUAGAAAAACACUGUGAAAUACAUGUUAGUCAGCAAGGGCAAACAGGAGAAAAACCUUAUAAAUGCGAUGUUUGUAGUAAAUCAUUUAGUCAGAAUGGUAGUCGACAGAGACACAUGAGAAUUCAUACUGGUGAAAAACCUUUUAAUUGUGAUGUUUGUAGUAAAUCAUUUACUACUGGUGGUCAUCUACAGAGACACACAAGAAUUCACACUGGUGCAAAACAUUAUAAAUGUGAUGUUUGUUGUGAAUCAUUUACUCAGAGUGGAACUCUACAGAGACACAUGAGAAUUCAUACUGGUGAAAAACCUUUUAAUUGUGAUGUUUGUAGUAAAUCAUUUACUACUAGUAGUAAUCUACAGACUCACAGGAGAAUUCAUACAGGUGACAAACCUUAUAAAUGUGAUAUUUGUAGUAAAUCAUUUACUGAUAGUAGUCAUCUACAGGUACACAUGAGAAUUCAUACAGGUGAAAAACCUUAUAAAUGUGAUAUUUGUAAUAAAACAUUUAUACAGAAAGGCAAUCUAAAUUUACACAUGAAAAGUCAUACAGACGAGAAACAAUUUAAAUGCGAUGUUUGUAGAAAAUUUUUAACUACCAGUACUAAAUUACGAACACACAUGAGGGUUCAUACAGGUGAAAAACCUUAUAAAUGUAAUGUUUGUAGUAAAUCAUUCACCACUAAUGGUAAUCUACAGACACACAUGAGAAAUCAUACUAGAGAAAAAAACGUUUAAUUGUGAUGUCUGUAGUAAAUCAUUUUCUGACAGCAGUAUUCUGCAGAAACACAUUAGAAUUCAGACUGGGGAAAAAAUUCUUUUAGAUGUGAUGUUUGUUAAAUUAAAAAAGAGUAAUCAAUAAAAUGUAAAUGAAAUGAAAUGUGGUUUUACAUCCUACUGUUUAAAACCUUGAACUAAAAUAAAAAAGAGUAAUCA